GUUACCUGCUGUUACCUGGCCGCCGCCUGUGACGUCACCCCUGGAGGGCGGGGCCUGAGUCCUACCUGUCGGCUGAGGGGAAGCUCGUGCUUGUGACAAAGAGGCUCCGCUUUAUUCACACACAGAUGUGCACCGGACUCGGGAUGAUGUUACAGAGGGGUCACGGACGGUCCGAUAUGCGCUGACAGGACGCCGGGACACGUGGACACGUGGACGUGACACGUCCAGAGACGGCGUGACAACAGACACGACCUGAAAGAGAGCAGGAGGAACAAUGAUGACAUUUUUUCCGUUGAGGAAAAUCAAGCGAAACGGAAAAUACGUGUUGUUCGUGGCGGUGCUGGUUUUCGUGGGGUUCGCGGGGUACCUGGAAUACGUGGCCACGAACACGUGGGAUACCGUCGAUGGCAUUCAGCAGAAGGAGCAAAAAGCCUGCGCAAUAAAUGUGUUGUCACAGAACCAAGACCAUGAUUCUUUCAAGAACAUCGUCUGGUCUUCUAAAUACAUCCCUCAGCCCUGGAGGCAGGAGUAUAAAGGACAGGCGAAUCUUCAUGUCUUUGAGGACUGGUGUGGAUCCUCCGUCGCAAGCCUCAGAAAGAACCCCCACUUUCCCCAGUACCCUCAUUCUCGUAACACAGUGAAGAAACUCGCCGUGUCUCCGAGCUGGAAGAAUUACGGCCUCAGGAUCUUUGGCUACAUCCACCCGUACACCAGCGGUGAGUUUCUUUUCGCAGUGGCGUCUGCCGUUAACUGUGAGUUCUGGCUGAGUGACGAUGAGAACCCGGGGAACCUGCGGCUCCGUGCUUAUGUUGGAAAGACUGGUGAGGAGUGGACCGCUCCGGGGGAGUACAGCAAAUACACCAGCCAAAUGUCCAGACCUGUGCGACUUCAGCAACACAAAAGGUUUUACUUCGAGCUGAUUCACAAACACAAUGAUCAGGGCACCGAUCACGUGGAAGUCGCUUGGCGACUAAAUGAGGCUGGAAGGAGGUUUGAAAUUAUCGACUCCAGAUCACUGUCUCUUUAUUCUGACGAGUCCUUCCUGAAGAUCAGUGAUGUCAGUCACAUCCCUCAGACGUCUGCGAGUCACGUCGCCCUGCAGCUGGAAAAAACACAAAAUCGACUCGACAGAGUACAAAUGCUGAGAGAAGAUCCUCGAGACACCUUUUUUAAAACACCCUUGUUGGACAAGUCCCAAUUAUGGGGUGUGUUACCAGAAUGUUUCUAUAGACCCACUUACACGGUUAAAGACAAGAUGAUUGGCCGCUAUGAGGGUCUGCAUUUUGUCUACCUGACUUACGUUUACCCCAAUGACUACACACGGCUCACGCACAUGGAGAACAGCAACACAUGUUUCUACAACAUGAAGCCGUACUAUUUAAAAAUGUACGGCUUCUCCUGGUACAUGAGACUGGACCAACAGGAGGAACAGGACACGAUGUUCAGAGACAACGAUGAUUACAGGGCAGGAUGGAAGGACAGAGCGAUGAGGCGAGGUGAUGAGGAUGAGGAGAUUCAGCAUGAGGAGGAAUUUGACUACGGUGAUGACUACAUUCAGCAACAACAAAGAAAACUGUUCUCUAACUCACUGACCACGAAGAGCUUGAGAAAGAGAAGGAGGCAAAACAAACAGGAUAUGAACAGAAUAGAGAGAGUAAAGAACGAGAAACUGCCACCGGAUAAUUAUUCAGUACCAGAGAAAGUGAAAAACAAGCAACUGCAAAACCACAACAGUUCGGUGGAUGAACAGCAACUGCAAAAAGGAAACAAAAUAGUGGGAGAAAACAAACUUGUUCUGCAAAGACAACAGAAUAUAACGGAUGGAAAGCAGCAGAAACGCCAAAAAGGAAAGAAAACCAAAAAGGUGGUAAAGAACCAACAUAGACCGCAGAGACAAAACAAUAUGGCGGAAGAAAAGAAAGCCGAGUCACAAAACCAAAACAAAUUGGUGGAAGAAGGUAGAAAUAAACUGCAAAAAGAAAACAAAACGGUGAUUAAGGACCAACCUUUGGGAUGGAAGGAUGAAGUUCCUGGUCAGAAAGAAGAUAAAGGAUUUAUUGGUCAGGUGAACCAUAAGGAUCGAGGACAUAAAGCUCCAAUCCAGGAUCAGAGGCCAGGAGCGAGACCGCGUGUUGUUAACAGAUCAAAAAAUGACACAGAGAUUUUUCUUCCCAUGUCAAAUCUCACAAACCCUCAGCCCCAUGAAGGUGAUCCCAGGAUUCAGAAAGGUCCUCGUGGUAUCGUUAACCACACCGACGUCCAGGAGAGGUACGGCGAUGCUCUGUCCUCACACACGGGUCUCACUAAAGAGGAGGCAGACCUGUGGGCGCUGUAUGGAGACUCAGGGAUGAAGGCCAGGAGCAGGAGCAGGGCUGUGUAUGACCCUGAGAUCAGAUGGAAUCAGACCUUUGAUGUCAGUCAGACAGACUUUCAGAUGCUGAGGUCCGAUUGGAUCGACCUGAACUGCAACGUGAGCGGAAACCUGAUGAUCGGCCAAUCGGAAGUGACGGCCGUGGUGCAGGCCUUUAUGGAGAAGCUGGAGCUGAAGUAUCCGAGGAGGUUCUCUCUGCAGCAUAUAGUAAAUGUGGAGAAGAGGGUGGAUGAGGGUCGGGGUAGUCGUUAUCUUCUGGAGUUGGAGCUGAUGGAGUCCUCAAGAGGUCGAGUUCGUCUGGUUCACUACGUCUAUGUGCUGAAGAGGAGAAACGUCCAGAGGCCGAGUUUUAACACAGACCUUCUGCUGUGUAACCCACACAACUUCCUGUGGAACCCUGAUGCUACUAUACACAUCAUAGUACCAGUAAAAAACCAGGCUCGUUGGGUUCAAAGGUUCAUUGUGGAUAUGGAGGAGCUUCACCAGGUCACAGGAGACAAAAACAUCAACAUCAUCAUCACCGAUUAUUCCAGCACUGAUAUGGACAUAGAAGAGGCUCUGAGGAACUCUCACCUCCCCAUGUAUCAGUAUGUAAGACUAACAGGAAGCUUUGAGAGAUCAGCUGGUCUUCAGGCUGGAAUCAAUCUAAUCACAGACAAACACAGCAUCGUGUUUCUGUGUGAUCUUCAUCUCCACUUCCCGCUCAGUUUCUUCGACUCGGUCAGGAAACACUGUGUUGAAGGUCACAUGGCAUUUGCUCCCUUAGUGAUGAGGCUUAACUGUGGAGCAACACCUGGGGAACCUGAGGGUUACUGGGAGGUGAACGGUUUUGGAUUGCUGGGUAUUUAUAAAUCUGACAUGGACGCUGUAGGAGGCAUGAACACCAGAGAAUUCAAAAACCGCUGGGGGGGAGAGGACUGGGAACUGCUGGACAGGAUCGUGGAGGCGGGUUUGGAGGUGGAGCGUCUGCACUUGAGGAAUUUCUUCCACUACCAUCACUCCAGACGCGGCAUGUGGAACCACAAACCGCUGCGCAGCGCGUAGAUCUGGCAACCCUGUGUCCUCAAAAGACACUCGCUGUGACACUUUACCCCCUUCACCCUCAGGCUUCAUCUGUUCUGAUGAAAUCGAGAUGCUGCUUUGUGGGAGGAGCCACGGGACAGUGCUGAGUGUUUGUUUGGCUUUUAUCGCUCAGAUGACAUCAUCGGGUUCCUUUUAACGUUAGCCGUAAACGAAUGACGUCACACACUGACUUUCUAAAACAGAGUUAAAGCUGUGAUUAUUUUUUAUCAGUAUCUUAUAUUUUCUGCUGUGAACCUCAGCAGUUUUACAGGUGGGGGCGGAGUCAGUCUCAAACAGGCAUCAAACAGACGUCCCUUUAAGUCCCGAGGACAAGUUCAGGUUCACUUUAUUUAUAAAGCACAAUAAAAUGCUGUCUAAUAAAAAAAGUGUUAGUAAAAAAUACACAGGGAAAAAAAAGAUACAGGAGAUAAUAAUAAAAAGCAAAAUAGAAUUAAACAAUACGAUAAUACACACAUAAUACACACUAAACACUCAAACAAGCAAUGAUAGAACAAUUAGAAAACAAUGAGAAGAAAAGGAAAACUAUAGAUAUGCCGAGGAAAAGAGCCGACAUCGGAGGACAUCGGAGGGGACGCGUCCUAAUCAAUCAUGUCUCAUCUGGAGGAGGGAAUCAGAAUAAUUUUCUGGAUGAACUGAUGAACGUAGUAAAGGUUGUAGCAGAUGAGAGCUCCGUCAUCUUAUCGUGAUGUUCUUUUGUUCUGCUCGAGUCAAAUCUCCAGUCAGUCUGAAUGUGGAGCUCACAGGAACCUCCUCAUGUAAAGAUCUGACCAGCUUUCAGCGACUCCAUCACAGCUCUUAAGGUUGUGUAACAUCAGCGCAGAUCAUCAGCAGGGCGGUUAGGAGGAGGUCUUGAUCAAGAAGCUCGAUGGUUUCAGGUCUCAGUUUGUGGAUUGUUGUAAGUUCAGAAUUAAGUUCUACUGAAUUAUGAGUCAAGAACGCAGCAGGAACGUUCCGGUAUCGGACGAAUCGAUCGGUGGAAAUCUUUACCCAGGAUGCAAUGUGUUUAGGUUUAAAUUUAAAUGCAUUUUAUAUAUUAAUGUGAUGUAACCGAUGUCUGUGUGUGAAACGAUUUUCGGGGGGUUUGGAUUUCAAUCUUGUAUAAAAGUUUUGUCUAGAUAUUUUGAUAUACGUUUUGAAUUCAGUUUAUAUAUUUAUAUAUUUUAAUACAUUUCCAUGUGGAAAUUUUCAUUUUAUCAUUUGUACAUCUGGAUAUUUUGAAAUAAAAUGUCGAGUUAAUUUUAUAACUUUAAACACAAACUCAAAUUGUUCAAUUUAAUCGAAUUCAACUUAAAGUCUUUAAAGAAAUUAAGAAUAUCUUCGGCGGCUUUCGGGGAUUUCGCUGCUCUUGUUUUUUUUUUUUGUAAAUGUUUGUAUUUAUGUAUUUAUAUAAUUACUGUACUGUUUGUUCGACGUUUAUUUAGUUAAAUCAGAGCAACACCAGAUAAAAUCGACAUAAAUUCCUGUCUGAUUUUUGAUUCAUUUUGUGUUUUAUUUUUAUUUCUGGAAAUAAACAUCACUUUAUUUUAGAUAAUGAUGGAAAAACAAGACAUUUUGGAAACUAGAAGCAUUUAGAAAUAUUUUUAAAAAAAAACAAAAAAAAAUUAUAUCACAUUCAGAACUAUGAUUGAAGUUUUAUUGUUUAAGUUGUAAUAAAACUUUAGCUGGUCA
Molecule: messenger RNA, 5122 nt
Organism: Tachysurus fulvidraco (yellow catfish)
Lineage: Eukaryota; Metazoa; Chordata; Actinopteri; Siluriformes; Bagridae
Gene: b4galnt3b
Product: beta-1,4-N-acetyl-galactosaminyl transferase 3b
Exons: 20
Coding region: 275-3415 (1046 amino acids)
Cellular component (GO): Golgi cisterna membrane
Molecular function (GO): acetylgalactosaminyltransferase activity
Source: RefSeq, a predicted model, not a curated record